AUGAAUAGAAAAAAUAAAGGAUUUACAAAUUUGGCAAGAUAUAUGUCAUUUAAAAUGUUGUUUUAUUGUUUGCCCAUUCUUUCGUUGCUAGUUAGAAGAAAAAUUAAUCAAGCGGAAGCGCAUGUAUGUAUACGCACAUACGUGCUUAAUGAGAUCAAUACAAUAUUAACCGAGGAAAAUGUGUGCUUAGGGUUACAAAUGAAAAGUGCAAAUUUUGGAAGAAAUUUAACAGAAGCGCAUUCAGAAGAUUCAUUAAAAAUAAAUGAGAAAAACGAUCAUCAGAGUGAGCAAAUAGCUGAUAACUUAAGAUUACGGAACAGUAAGAAUAUUAUUAACAGAACGAUAAAAAACGAAACAAAAGAUGCAACAAAAACGAAAAGGAAAGAAACUGAAGUUGGGCAUUUCUCCAAUAGGACCUCAGAAAAUAAAGGGAAUGAAGAACAAAUUAAAUUUAAAGCAGUAGAAAAUGAAAAUUUCGGGAACAAAAUCUUAGAAAGUAGAAUAAAAUUGACAGAAGAAGAAGUGACAGAAAUAUUAGAUUCAUUAGAAGAUGUUGUAUCGAAAAAAGAAAUGUAUAUUGUAUGGUUUAAUGUUCAUAAUCAUUGUAUAAAAAAAUAUUAUGCGAUGAUAGAAGAGUUAUGGACAAAUAUUAAAUUGUCAGCAUUUUGUCGUAAUCUUUCAGAAAAGGAUUUACUUAAAAUAUGGUGGAAAGCUUACCCGGAUCUUAUUACUGAACUAAAAGAGAACGAUAAAAAUUGUAUAAUCGACUUUUACAAUUUAUUUGAUAGAGGAGAGUGCACACGUGAUGAAUAUAAAAAUUUCAUAGAUAACAGAAAGAAAAAUUGGACAUCCAUUACAAAUGUAAUGAAAUAUAAAUGGAAUAAUUUGUUAAUGGAUCUAAUAAAAAACAUCACCAGCUGGGAAUAUACUAAUGAUGAUAAUCCAUUAAAUUCGCCCGACCCUCCUAUGUUUUCAUUUUAA
Messenger RNA from Plasmodium malariae, 981 nucleotides. Its product is annotated as Plasmodium exported protein, unknown function. Lineage: Eukaryota; Apicomplexa; Aconoidasida; Haemosporida; Plasmodiidae. The transcript has 2 exons. The coding region runs from base 1 to 981 and encodes 326 amino acids. The record is from RefSeq and is a predicted model, not a curated record.